UUCUCUCUCUAUAUUUAGUAUCUCACAUCUGCGAAACUCAAGACAGAUAGUACUAUAAAAAACUUCAAAUCAAAAUCCAGCCAAACACACCUCUCUCGAACUUCACCACCAAGCAAUUCAGAAAGCCCUAAACCUAUUCUCUCGGAUCAUGUAACCUCCCUCUCUGUCUCUCUAUAUUGGAUUGUGUUUCUGGGUUGUGUUGGAUUCGAUUUGGAGACCCAAAAAGCGCGAUCAUCAUGACUCGGCGGUGUUCUCAUUGCAGUCACAAUGGCCACAACUCUCGGACCUGCCCAAACCGUGGGGUCAAGCUCUUUGGGGUCCGCUUGACCGAUGGAUCGAUCCGGAAGAGUGCCAGUAUGGGUAACUUGACCCAUUACACCGGAUCCAAUACCGGUACUCCUCAAAAUGGCGUCUCCGGCCACAACGACUCUCCCGGCGGCGACACGCCGGACCACGGUGGCGCCGCCGAAGAUGGGUAUGGCUCGGAGGACUUUGUUCCCGGAUCGUCGUCGAGCCGUGAAAGAAAGAAAGGCAUUCCAUGGACUGAAGAGGAACAUCGGAUGUUUCUAAUUGGUUUGCAAAAGCUUGGCAAAGGUGAUUGGCGUGGAAUAUCUCGCAAUUAUGUAAUAUCAAGAACGCCCACACAGGUGGCCAGCCAUGCCCAAAAAUAUUUCAUCAGGCAAUGCAAUGUGUCUAGGAGAAAAAGACGCUCCAGCCUAUUUGAUAUUGUUGCAGAUGAAUCAGUCGACACUCUUGUGGCCUCACAUGAUUUCUUUGCUGUCAACACUCCACAAGCCGAGACACAAACAAAUAACCCAUUGCCUGCACCUCCUGCUUUGGAUGAAGAAUGCGAAUCAAUGGAUUCUGCAAACUCUAAUGAUGUAGAACCUGUACUUCAAAAGCCCGAUAGUUCACAGUGCUGUUACCCAGUUCUAUUUCCCGCUUAUGUCUCCCCUCCGUUCUUACCGUUCUCUGUUCCAUUUUGGCCCGGGCACAAUAUGGAGCCGGCUAAAGCAGAGACACAUGAGGUGCUCAAGCCAACAGCGGUGCAUUCGAAGAGCCCAAUCAAUGUUGAUGAGCUUGUUGGCAUGUCAAAGCUGAGCUUAGGGGAAUCACUUGGAAAUGCAGGACCGUCUUCUCUCUCGCUCAAACUGCUCGAAGGCUCCACUAGGCAGUCGGCUUUUCAUGCUAAUCCUGGUUCUGACAGUUCACUUGUCGACUCGAGCAUCAAUCCAAUCCAUGCAGUUUAGAAGUUAGAUUUCUGGUCUUGAGGUUAUUAUGGGUAUUUCCUGUCUAUACAAAUACAAGACAAUAAUGUGCAGACUCUGCAGAGUCUGGUUUGAGUUCAGUUGAUAGUUGUGUUUGUUGGAUAGCCUUUGGUAAGUUUUAUUAGGAGUUAAUUUAAAAUUCAUAUCAUACUUGGUAGGAUGUAGCAACUUCUGUCACAAAUUGCUUGAACUUUCAACAAAAUUGUGUCAAUUUUUAUUUUGCCUUUUCCUAAGCUUAGUGUUCUGUGCUGUUAUCAUUUUAUUAAUUGAUACUUUAUGUUUCCUAUCAGAAAA
Camellia sinensis is the source of this 1562-nucleotide messenger RNA. RefSeq names its product transcription factor MYBS3. The record is from RefSeq and is a predicted model, not a curated record. Lineage: Eukaryota; Viridiplantae; Streptophyta; Magnoliopsida; Ericales; Theaceae. Gene Ontology annotation, biological process: response to gibberellin; response to ethylene. Gene Ontology annotation, molecular function: DNA binding.